UCGAAUGAAUUUUUUAUGCCCACAUCGUAUGUAUUGUUGCACUACAUACCUUCGCUCGGUCUGAUAACGAAACAGUUAACGCUUUAACGUACCUGCGAGAAGAACGUGUCACGCCGCAUUUUUACUUGCGCUCUUCUCGUUAGAUUAUUAUAUCAAAAUUCGCGUAUGUGUGUGUACGUUUAAUAAUCAUUCAGUUAAACAUGAAAAAGGUCAAGAUGCAAAGUCAAGAAAAACUGCCAAUAACAGAAGCAAAAUUUUGGACUAUUCUGAAGAAGCAGGCUGCCGAAUUUUGUCACGAAACCGGAUUGCAUGGUUACAAGUAUAUCAGUCAAACUCAGCGCACUAAAACGGAACGGAUUAUUUGGGCAAUAGCUGUACUUGCGUCGUUAUCCUGUGCUCUCGCUUUAAUUGAUAAGUCCUGGAGUUAUUACUCCUCCCAUCCUACCCUGACAGUCAUCGAAUCGACGCAUCAUGGUAUAUGGAAUUAUCCGUUUCCCGCAAUAACGGUAUGCGAUAUUAAUCGCAUGUCUUAUAACCUGACUAAGAACUUUGUCGAGAAUUUAAAGACACCAGCUAAUGUCUCGAAAGAAUCUUUAAUUCAAGAGAUGCGGUUGAUGAAUGAAUUGAUAAUACCGGGAAUAUUCGGAUCCAAUGCGGACGUUGAAAGAAAUCUUACUCGUCUACAAGACAUUAUAGAUGACAAUAAAUUGUCUAUUAUCGAAGUGUUAAACUUGAUAACACAUAACUGUAGUACUUUUUUAACAAUAUGCAAAUGGAAAGGUACAGCUGAUCGAUGUGAUAGAUUCUUCAAGCCAAGUUUAUCGCGAGACGGCUUGUGCUGCAGUUUUAAUUAUUUUACUUAUCCAGACGAGACGAUAUCAUCCGACAAUAUGGUAAAAUCUGCCGCUUGUGGUUUUGAGACUGGCAUGACUAUAAUUGCAAAUUCUGAACCUAGUGAUUAUCAUGCUGCAAUUAUUGGAGCAUAUGGAGUAAAGGUCAUGAUACAUUACUCAUUCGAUUAUCCGGAUUUUAAUUCUGAAAUUCAAUUGGUACAAUUAAAUAAUCAACAUUUCUUAAGCGUCAAUCCCUCGGAAAUGUAUUCAACACCCGAAGUGAAGAAUUCGGCGAUUUCUACGCGACAGUGCAUAUUUAACGAAGAAGAUGAUAAAGUAAUAUUUCAAAAUGUCAAAGAGAGGAAUUUAACUUAUAUAACAUAUUCGUAUCACAACUGCCUUGCAGAAUGUCGAGCUAGCAUUGUAAGGGCAAAAUGCGGUUGCAUCCCUUAUUACUUUCCACAAAAUAGUACCAGAGUGUGUAAUCUUAGAGACAUCAAAUGCCUGAAGAAAUAUAAGUCGCUUUUCGAUACUUCAUGGCCAGAAUUGAAGCAAGAUUACAAAAAUCUACCAAAAACACAUAAUAUCAGAGGACCUUGCGGAUGCAUACCGGACUGUACACUAUUUCGUUACCCCAUAGAGAGCUCCGCUGGGGCUCUCGAUCCUACUGUUUAUUAUAACAAUGGCAGUUUUUCAAAAAACCCUCGUAACGCUUUUAGCAUACAAAAUCAUAGUAUAAUACAUGUAUUCUUCAACGAUUUGGUCGGUUUUCAAUUUCGACGGUCAGUUAAUUAUAGUUGGCGCAAUUUGUUUGCAUCAUUUGGUGGUUUACUAGGAUUGUUUGCUGGUUUCAGUCUUAUGUCCAUCUUCGAAUUUUUGUAUUUUUUUGUAAUACGUGUGAUAACUGAUGCAUGCAUCAAUUCAAUAAGACACAGCAAUACAUAUUAAUAUAUUAUAAUAAUUUAAAAAUGAUAAAGAUCUAGAAAUAAAAUCAAAAUUAAUUAAAUCGCCAUCGGCUUUAAUGCACCUUUUCCUAUAGAAAGAAGUUUUUAUAUAUCUGAUUUAAAAAAUCUAAGCUUUUAAAAUGGAAAAUAAUAACUUU
Molecule: messenger RNA, 1935 nt
Organism: Linepithema humile (Argentine ant)
Lineage: Eukaryota; Metazoa; Arthropoda; Insecta; Hymenoptera; Formicidae
Product: sodium channel protein Nach-like
Biological process (GO): sodium ion transmembrane transport
Cellular component (GO): plasma membrane
Molecular function (GO): ligand-gated sodium channel activity
Source: RefSeq, a predicted model, not a curated record